AUGGGCUGUGCUGCUGCUAAACCUGAAAAAAAACAGAGUAAAUAGGACUCUCCUUGUAGUCAACCAAAGGAAACUAGACAAUCUUCUGUUUAUCUGAUGUAAGAAACUGAAAAAAUUGAAGCAGACUAUAUUUUCCAUGCAUUAGAACCCAUCAUAACUCGAAGAAACUACAUUAAAAAAGCUGUUUCCAAGAGCAACAACGCAACUCGAAUCGUAAAAAAUUUUAACUGUUUAAAUCUUGGCUCCGAGGACAAGUACGAGUUAGAAAGCGCAGUGAAUCAUUUAUUACGAAUUAAACAUCUAAACUUGAUCAACACAUUAUCCUACUAUUAUAAUGACAACAAAUUACUAUUAGUGAGUGAAUUUUGCGAAGGAGGCAAUCUAUUAUCUCGUUUGGAUCAUUUUAGCUCCCUUUAACAAUACAAUAUGAUUGAUGUGUUCUGUUAGAUUAUGGCUGGAGUACAAUAUUUACACAAUCAAGGAAUUGCACAUGGUAACAUCCAGCUGGAAAGCAUAGUAUUUAAGGAGAAAUCCAUGGAAAAUGUGAAACUAUUAGACUUUGGAAUUCCAAAUUCUGUGAAAUCAAAAUGUUUAUAAUGGAAACCCAAUGGGGGUAUUCAAGAGAUAUCAUUCAAAUCCCCUGAAGCCCUAAGAACAUCUGGUCUUGCCACCGCUAAAUCCGACAUCUGGUCAUGUGGCUGUCUCUUGUAUUUCUUUUUGACUUCUCAUAUGCCAUUUUAAGCAAGAGAUGUCUAAACCUUAAAAACGGCAAUAUAAAGAGGAAUAGUUAGUUUCGAAGGCUCGGAAUGGUCACAUAUCAAUCCAGAAAUGAAACUAUUAGUUAGCAAAAUGCUUAGUUCCAAUCCCUAAACUCGUCCUACAGCAGCAGAAGUCAUCAAUAACCCAAUUUUUGUGAACAGGGGUAGAAUAUUAACUAAACCUAAUAAACAACUCUCCAAAAAUAUGAAGGAUUUUAAGCAACAAUCCUAAAUGCAAAAUGCCAUGCUAAAUUAUAUAGCAGAAAACAUGUUGUAAGAACAAGAUAAGAAGAAAUUAAUGGAAGAAUUCUAAAAAUUCGAUUUGAACAAAGAUGGUUUACUCACAAAGGAUGAGCUUUUAAAGGUCUACACUACCAUGUAUACAUCUGAAUAAGCUAUUUAAGAGGUAGACGCCAUUUUCUCUAAAAUUGAUUAAAAUGGUAGUGGUAAAAUUGACUACUAAGAGUUCGUCUUAGCAACUAUUGAUCAAAAAAAAUAUUUCAAUCGAGAAAAAUUGCUCUUGCUGUUUCAAUAAAUUGACAGAGAUCAUAGUGGUUAACUUAGUAAGUUAGAAGUCAAGAAACUAUUGAGGGACAUGCAAGUGCCUAAAGAAAAACUAGAUCAACUCUCAAAAUAAUUAGACUAGGAUGGGGAUGGACAGAUAACUCAAGAAGAGUUUCUAUAAAUAAUGUUAUCCAUUGCAUGA
Molecule: messenger RNA, 1464 nt
Organism: Paramecium tetraurelia
Lineage: Eukaryota; Ciliophora; Oligohymenophorea; Peniculida; Parameciidae
Exons: 6
Biological process (GO): protein autophosphorylation; intracellular signal transduction; peptidyl-serine phosphorylation
Cellular component (GO): cytoplasm; nucleus
Molecular function (GO): ATP binding; calcium/calmodulin-dependent protein kinase activity; calcium ion binding
Source: RefSeq, a predicted model, not a curated record